Messenger RNA from Pyricularia grisea, 4456 nucleotides. RefSeq lists its product as uncharacterized. The record is from RefSeq and is a predicted model, not a curated record. Gene Ontology annotation, molecular function: RNA binding. The transcript has 6 exons. Gene Ontology annotation, cellular component: cytoplasmic stress granule. Lineage: Eukaryota; Fungi; Ascomycota; Sordariomycetes; Magnaporthales; Pyriculariaceae. The coding region runs from base 1 to 3306 and encodes 1101 amino acids. Gene Ontology annotation, biological process: cytoplasmic stress granule assembly.
AUGAACGAGAACACCACGCAAUCCACUGCUAAAAAGCCACAACAAGUAGUGGACCGGCCUUAUUAUAGUGGCAAGCUGGACGACGGAGGAAGGAGGAGCUCGAGUCCUACCACCAGACAGCCUCCCGUCGCGCAGAAGGCUUGGACCUCUGCCAAGAAUCCUAUUACGGGUAGAUCGACCCAGACUCCACAACAGAACAACGCCGACAACAUCAAGCAGUCAAAGAUAGAAUCGCUGCGUGAGGGGCAACGAGCCCGGAUUACUCUCAACUCUGGCGCUGAGUUUGAAGGCAUUUAUGCCCAAAACCAGGCAGAUCCGUCCAGCUUCUUUCUGAGGAUGGUCCAGCGGCGUAAGGGCCCCGGCGACAUGGCAAACGGAUCAGCAAAAAGGGAGGAGCCCACGAUGACCUUCUCGAGAAAGGAUGUGUCUGAGGCUCGCAACACUGGCGGCAAUGUUACAAACAAAGAUGGCAAAAUGCAGAACGGAAACCGCACCGGAUUCCGAACAGACACGGCCAUUUCCAAGAAUCGGCCUGGAGUAGAGCGUGUCCUCCAACCCUGGGUGCCAGACAGCGGCUCCGAAAUGGAUGGCAGUCUUGAGAGGAUGUCUUUAAAUGAUUCCUCACAAGACGGAGGUAAAUGGGAUCAAUUCGCGACCAACGAGAAGAAGUUCGGUGUCAAGACAAGCUACAAUGAAAACUUGUACACAACAGCCAUCAACAGGAACCACCCCAACUACAAGGAGAGGGAUGCUUUUGCUAAGCGCAAGGAGCAAGAGAUUCUCGGCAGCGCGCCGACAACGUCGCACGUCGCAGAGGAGCGUGUGAUGGAUUACUCAGGCGGCAACGAUUCCAAAGGUGACGAGGAGGAUAAGUACAGUGGAGUCCGCCGCCAGGACUUCCCCCCACUGGGUGGAAGUCGGGAAAACAAGUACACCCCUCCUGCGAAGCGGGCGCCAACUGGUGCCGGACAAGGCUCGGUUGCCGGUGCGCCCGUCGAUCCUGCUAUUAUCUCGUCGCAGCUCAAGGGUAGCCAGAAGAAACCAACGCCGCAGAAUUCGAAUGAAAGCAAAGCCCCGAAAAAUGCACAAAACAAGCCGUCGGCACCUAAAAAUGUUGAGGCCAAGACCCCUGAGCCAAAAUCCGAACCCAAGGCGGAGCCCAAGACCGAUGCGAAAGCAGAGACCAAGGCAGCCGAGGUAAAAUCAGCUGAUAAGACGACGGAUUCAAACAAGACUGAUGAACCGAAGACCGCGGCUUCUUUGCGACCUGCCCCUGCAGCUGGUCGGGCAACUUCGCCACAGACGAAGCCUAGUGCAGCGGCGCCUAGUGCCACUUCUACAGUAGAGCGCGACCUUGUUCUCCAAUUCAGGCAUUUCGCGUCACGGGAACGAGAGAAGGCAAAGGAGGCACGCACAAGCAAAGUCAAGGCUGAUCAGCGUGACAAGCUGCAAGAUCUCAAGAAGUUCGGAGAGAGCUUCAAGCUCUCCACUCCUGUGCCAAGCGACCUCAUCCCCAUCAUUGCCAAGGACCCGGCGAAGCAAAAGGCCAUCCAAGAGAAGGCUCUGCAGAAUGCUGAGGAGAUUGCUAAGGCCAAGCUGACCAAGGAAAAGGAUGUUGAGACUCCGGCCAAACAACCUGCCGUCAAGUCGGGCAAGGACCAGGCACAUGCAGGCAGUUCCACUGCUCCCCAAGCUACCCCAGAAGUUCGCAAUGCCUCACGGUCUGGAGCGCCUCAGCAGACACCGGUCUCGGCUAACCAGAACCAGCGCCACCCCUCAAACCGUCCGUCUUAUACUCCGUCUGGAGGAUACAACAACUCUUACCGUGAUGGUCGAGCGUCUCAGUAUGGACCCCAAGGCCGGCAAGCCGGAGGUAAUUUGAGCUCGCGACUUCGCGCGGUUGAGUCCAACAGAAACCCGCAGCAGAUGGCCAUGCCACAUGCAAUCCCCAACCAACGUCCUCCCCCUACUGGUCCGGCGAACCUUGUGGGUUACAACCCGCAACUACCGCCAUUACAGAUGCACAUGGCACACCCUAAACUUAACCCCAACAGCCAUGAAUUCAGACCUAACGCGUUUGCACCCGCCUUCAACCCUAACGGCGGAGGGCCCGGUAAUGGGUCAAACUCUGGCUUGGGUAUGAGCAAUGUCGAAGUGCCACCUCAGUCAACCCUCGCUCCUGGACCACUGGUUCGCCGCAAGACCAAAGCUGUCGACGUCAAGAAGUGCAAUAUCCUGGCCCACAUCAAGACUUCGGUACCCCCUGCAGGUCGCAACUGGGAUGAAAACGAGGGUUUGCGCCCUGCGUAUGAUACUCUGCCGACAUGGCGGCAACUUAAGGAUGAUGAGGCGCCUGACUCGACGAUGCAUAUGACAUAUACUGAGUACCUUGAGAAAAUGCCUUAUGGAGGUGGUUCUAUGGCAACGCCUAAUCAGCCUCAUGCAAUGAUGGCUCAUCAGUAUCAGUUGCCGCUCCAUAUGCAACAGGGCGCACACAAUCUCGCACCUCGGCAAUCUCCGCAUAUGCCCCCUAUUCAGAUGCCUGGGGCCCAACACGGCCACAUGCCACACGUUUCUUAUGCGGGCGGAGACGACCAUAGGAUGAUGCACUCCAACUCGGCUCAGUCUUAUGCCUCCCCGAGGAUGCCUCAGGUGCCUAUCGGGUACCCACCGUCAAUGGGUUCCCCUGCACAGGUUCCGUAUCAGCAGGGCGUGAUGCCACCCUUCAUGCCCUCAACGCCACAGAUGAAUAACUACCGCUCCUUCUCCAAUAACCCACAAUAUAUGCCCCAGCAGAACAGUAGCCCAAUGACGGUUCCGAUGAUCCAAGGGCAGUUCCUACCCGCCCCGAACCAGAUGGUGGCCGGAGGUCCCCCAAUGAUGUACCCAGGUGGUCACCAGCAGUUCGUUCCAGGCGGCGCAGCUGCGCCCCAGCCCAUUCCUGGCGCCACUGGGGGCUACCCUAGUCCCGGUAGGCCCCAGGCCGCGAUGAUGUCCCAGCAAGGCUCCCAGCAGGGCCAGCCUAUGUAUGGUGUUAGUCCCAGCAUGCAGUUCCAGCAGCCCGUGUUUCCCUCUGGUCAUCCAGGACACAUGGGAAUGAGGGGCGGCUAUAAUGGUGCAGGCCCUCAAUAUGGAUCCAGCCCGCAAAUGCAUCAGCACCAAUACGGCGGACAACACCGUAACAACAAUAACAACAACUAUGGCGGUGGGGCUAGGCAUGGUCAGCAUCAGGGUGGUCAGCAAGGCCAUCAGUUGCCAAUGGGGCCACAGGGCCGCCAGGCCGAUGCUCCCGAGGAAGGCAAAUGAGAGACGACAGCCGCACCGAGCAACUAUAGCGUCUUUAUCAGCGUCCCGCGACAAACCCUAGACGUUCAGCCUUUCUUUCCGACUUGAUGAAGCACUCGUCAGCGCCGUGGGCGACACGAGCCCUUUGUCAUGGAGCCCUCGAUUGUGACUAGAUGGUAACAUUGCAAUACUCAUUCCACCAGGUUGCUUGCUCAAGAUGUUCAUCCGGUUCCGGGGGAAAAUCAAUGACAUCUUUGAUUGCCGCCACAUUUGAUUCUUAACAGGAUCAGAAAACCCAAGAUAACCAACUUAUUUCCAUCUACGUUUCUGCUGAGCACAGCGCCGCAUAUCGGGACCGCGAGAAUGCUAUUGCGUCGAGAUGCUUACCAGCCUGCAUUUAUUUGGGGGAAUGUGGCUGGGAUUCAUCUCGCACCAAGGUUGGCGUGGGGCCGGUCGCGCAAGCUGCCAUGGUAUCCUCAUUCGAGGGCAGAACCGGUCCGUUUUUGGCAUUCGUCAGGCUUGGGAGAUUUGCAGCCUUCGAUGAAGGCCGGCGGGAGGGAGGGAUAGCUUUUACUCUAGCUUUUCAUUCUUGGACUUUUCAUAUGACGCAUGGACUAAACUCCGAGAAAUUGGCGCCUCACUUGUUCCCUUUGCAAACUCAGCUAUAUCACUGGCCGUACAGGUUGUGAUGGGGCAAGCAGUUAGGAUUUCCGCCAUCUAGUCUACCUAUUAACAGCUCAUCUCGUCUAAGCAUUUCACCCAUCCCCUCAAGUAUCACAUGUACACAAAAGCCUGCUUUUCUUUUCUUUUGAGUUGGACGGAAACCCUCCAUAACGUACUUUGUAUACUUGACCCUUCCCACCCCUUAUCUUUUCGAUAGCGGACAUAGACGCACUGGGGAAAAUAGUUUCAGAGGGUGGUGAUGGGUGGGUGUUUGCCAUGGCCAGCAAUUAGAGAAGAUUCUUGGCUUGCUGGAUGGGGGAGAGUGGGCUGAAAUCGAGGCCGGACGCCUAGAAUGCCCUGUCAAGCUGCAACAAACUGCGGUGAAUUGUAUUGUAUAUACAAUAACUGGAUCCUGGUGCUUCGAGGCUCAAGUAGCAAUGGUGGUGGUGUAAAGGAUCGAGUUUUUAUCAUUUUUGGGAGUAGUGGCGAGGGAUAAGGGGCUUUUGUA